Suillus paluster is the source of this 1743-nucleotide messenger RNA. RefSeq lists its product as uncharacterized. The transcript has 7 exons. The coding region runs from base 1 to 1743 and encodes 580 amino acids. NCBI's taxonomy places the organism in Eukaryota, Fungi, Basidiomycota, Agaricomycetes, Boletales, Suillaceae. The record is from RefSeq and is a predicted model, not a curated record.
AUGUCCAUCAUCGAAAAGCUGGAAGAAACUUGGACUUCAGGUUCCAUCACGACGUUGUUUCGUUUACUAGGUUCCGUGACCGCUAUUUCCACGUCCCUUCCACUUCAAUCUCCCGUUGCUGGUUUUAGCUGGCGCCUGAUUGUCAAGAGGUCCCAGAUACCACCGGUGUUGCAGUCACCGGUGUAUGGGGCACAAAACCCAUUUGGGAACCAACCAUCUGGGAACCAGGCAUCAGCGGGGUGCCAGCUAUUGUUCGACUCCCAUAAUUGUCCCGGUGCAUGGCGUGGUACACCGGUCAACGUCACGGUCUCUUUUCCAUCGCAUCCUGGUGAUACAUCCCUCUGCACCACAUCUAUCUCAGCGAUCCUGGGAGGUGGCAAUAUCCAUACGGAAGGUUCUCUUCUGCUGAUCACUUGUCCCGUUGACAAGCUUGGAGACGCUCUCGUCUCACUAAAGGUCACCUUCACCAAUCCACUGACACGCAAUUUAUUCGAUGUGCUUGCCCACGUCGGCCCAAUACCAGAUGUACCCACCAGCGCUGAAGAACCCAGAGUCCCUCAGGCCUGCUCUGCCCUUCGUGCCCUCGACCAAUCUUUCAAGACAGGGACGUCAUUUGACAUUAUAUUCCAAGCAUACACUCGUCGCUUUUCCCCCGGAAAGGUCACCAGACCGAUUCCGAUUUAUGCAAGCAUCGCUGUGCUACAAACGACAACACUUUUACCAGACUUUUCCGAGGAAGGCCAAGAUUUUUCGUCUCUCUUUGAACUGUCUGACGGCGACACAUUCCCAUUCACUUCACCGGAGAGUUACGAAUACGAAUCUGAUAGUGAUCUGGACGACGACGAGGGCAAUGAUUUGACUGUGGUGCAACCUAUAGUGGAUUCGGCCCCUAGUGACGAAGCCCCUGGACGUCAUGGUCAGCGAUCUCACACUCCAAAUAAAAAUGAUCCAUCAUACGAAGGCGCGACUGAUAGUGGCUCGAUCUCGUCUUUCUCCAGCAUUGAAGCUGGACUCCAAGAGGAGCCAGACAAUAGGACAUUGCUUUCGGAGGAUAUUGAGACGGUACCGGCGGCGACCAACGAGAACGUGAAACGUGGGUCUCGAGUUGUCCUCAUAAAAGGUGUCGCCUGGAGGACGUGGCACACCUUUAUUUAUUACUGUUACACCGGCAUCGUCAACUUUGCAAACUUACGGUCUCAAGGUGUUGAUGUGGCACUCCAGCAGAGUCGGUUAACACAUGGUCCACCACAUUGCUCCCCGAAGUCGAUGUACCAACUGGCCACGAAGCUUCGCAAUGAACCGUUAUCUCAACUUUCGUUAACGGCCAUUGAAACUAGGUUGUCUGCGGCCAACAUACUAGAUGAGGCAUUCUCCAAAUUCACCUCCAGGCAUGAUGCCAUCAGAGAAAUGGAAAUUGCUCAACUGGUAAAACACAGGAAUGCGUCAGAGGUCCUGCAGAGUCUCCCAACUAAAAUAAUGGCCAUGGCCAUGGGCAAUACGCCCCACGCUGCGCCGGUUUUCACUACGUACUGCCAGCAAAUUACCCAGAUAUCUAACUCCAAUAACCAAAACAAACCUAAUCCCGAAUCCAAUAACCAAACAGACCUGAUCCCGAAUCCAACAAACCUAAUCCCGAAUCCAAAACCCCCGCACUCAAACGGAAAGUCACCCGAACCGCGCGGUAAUUCCAUGCGCAGACGUGCGGCACGAACGACAGAUCCCCGUACUACCAAUCUACUAUAA